Molecule: messenger RNA, 2212 nt
Organism: Rhodotorula graminis WP1
Lineage: Eukaryota; Fungi; Basidiomycota; Microbotryomycetes; Sporidiobolales; Sporidiobolaceae
Exons: 3
Coding region: 1-2154 (717 amino acids)
Source: RefSeq, a predicted model, not a curated record
AUGGCGCCCCCGCCUCGCCCGGGCUCGGCAGCGUCGUCAGCAGGGCCCUCGAGCGGCUCGCUCCUCCCGCCAAAGCCGAGCGGCCUCCCCGACCGCCCGACCCUCCCCCUCGGCAAGGCCGCUCCCUCCGACCCCGACCGCGAGGAGGGCGAGGAGCUCGACGACGGCCCGCCCGCGCUUCCUGCGCCAAGGCGGCGAGGAGGGCGUGGACGAUCGUCUCGAGGAGGCGGCGGCGGCGGCGGCGGCGGCGGCGGGGGAGGUGGGCCGCCCCGACGCGGCCGCAGCCCCAGCUUCGACCGCGACCGCGACGACCGCUUCUUCGGCAGGGGCGGUCCGCCUGCAGGCCCGCCCCGCUUCGAUCCGUACCUCGACGACCGCGACAGGCGCGGCCCGCCUCGAGGUGGACCUCGCGGCCGGCCGAGGUCAAGGAGCCCGAGUCCGUCGAGGAGCUUCCGCAGCGGGAGGAGCUGGAGCCGCAGCAGGAGCAGGAGCCCGCCGCCGAUGAGGAGGGGUGGGCCGCUGGGACCAGGGUACGGCAGGAGAGGCGGAGGAGGGUUCAGGGACUCGCCCCCGAUGCGCCGCAGGCCCAUGUCGAGGUCGCCUCCUCCCUACUCGCGUCGUUCCAUGUCGCGCAGCGGCUCGCCGCCACCACGUCGCUACGGCGGCCCUCCCUCCCCCGACUUCCGCCGUCGCUCCCCACCGCCUCGCGGCGGCGGCGGCGGCUACGGACCGCCUCGCGGCCGCAGCAUGUCACGCUCUCCUCCUCCCUUCAACCGCCGAUACCCGUCACCGGGCCCUCCCCCGAGGCGCAGGUCGCGCUCGCCCCCUCCUCACGGCUACCGCGGCGGACGUCGCCGUCCGUCCUUCUCCCGCUCGCCACCGCCACCACUUCCUCCUCCCUCGCACGCACCCUUCACCAACCGGCUCGGCUCGAGGCGCGACCUCGCUGCCGCCGCCGCCGGUUCCGCCAUCGACGACGACGACGACAUGAUUUUCCGCAAAGCUCGCCGCGCCUCUCGCUCCGAGUCGCUCGCCCCCGGUCCUGGCAGCGCCGUCGGCGGACCAUCAUCGUCGGUGCCCCGACCGCUGCCGUCGCAGAGCGCUGCGGCGAGCCAGCACUUUGGGCGCAGGCGCGUCUCGCGAUCGCCCAUGUCGCCCUCGCCGCCUCCUCCGCCCAAGCGCGCCCUGUCGCCCGACCCGUACGCGAGCUCAUGGCGUCGCUCGCCGUCGCCGCCGCCUCGCAGCAGGCCGUCGCGCUUCCGGUCGCCGACGCCGCCGCCUCGCGAGCGCGAGCGCGAGCGCGAGCGCGACCAGCGCGGCGGCUUCUCGCCUCCUCCUGCGGCGGCGGGCUCGUCGAGGCCGACGUCGCCGGGCCCGUCUCGCUCGGCGGCGCCUUCGUUAGUCCCGACCGGGCCUCGCGGCUUCCGGCCCAUCGGCGAGCAGGGCAGCUCGGCGGGCGCCAACUCGAUCCCGACGGGCCCGAGGAACCGCUGCACGUCGCUCGCGAGCGCGUCGCCGGCCGGUCACGCACCAGGCGCAGGAGCCAAGGCGCCGCCGACGGGCCCGAGGGCGUGGCGGUCGGGCCACGCUGCGCCCGUCGCCGGCUCGUCGUCGUCGCCCGGAGCGGCGCCCUCAGCGUCGGCCGCCGCACCUCCUCCAGGUCGCGCGCCGAGCGAGACGCCGCCGCCGCCGCCGCCGACCGAGGCCGAGCUCGCCGCUCAAGCCGCCGAGGACGCGCGUCGCGCCGCCGAGCAGCUCGCGCGGGACGAGGCGCGUCAGGCUGAGCAGCGGGCGCGCGACGAGCAGCGCAUGCAGGAGCGCGAGCAGCAGAGGGUCAAGUGGGAGGUCGAGGAGCGCAGGAGGAAGCUCGGCAGGUGGUUGCCGAGGGCGGCGGGAGGGAUCCUCGCGAGCGUGCCGGGCGUGCAGGGCAGCUGGAUGAUCAGCCCCGGGACCGAGUACGAGGCCGAGAUCAUCCGCCUCCGCCGCGAGCGCCUCAACUCGUUCCCCACGCUCCACUCGCACCUCCUCGCCUCGGCCAAACUCGACCUCGCCCUCGCCGCCGCGCAGAGCGACGCAAACUCGGCGCGGGAGCGCACGAAGCUCGCCGGCGGGAUCACGUCUACGGGAGGGGUUGGGAUGGGGUCGGGUUACUGAGACGGGUGCGAGUGCGAGGGCAGUAGCGAGGAGGGAGUGCAACGGGGCGGUCGAGCUG